Malus domestica (apple) is the source of this 2964-nucleotide messenger RNA. RefSeq lists its product as uncharacterized. Lineage: Eukaryota; Viridiplantae; Streptophyta; Magnoliopsida; Rosales; Rosaceae. Gene Ontology annotation, molecular function: nucleic acid binding; RNA-DNA hybrid ribonuclease activity. The record is from RefSeq and is a predicted model, not a curated record.
AUGAGGCUACUCACUUGGAACUGUCAGGGUAUCGGGGGUGACUUGACAGUUGACAAUCUGCUAAAGCAGAAUCGGCUCCACACCCCUGACAUUGUGGUUUUGCUGGAAACCAAGAAUAAAAGUAGUCGGUAUGGGUAUCUCAAGAAUACAUGCACGCUGUGGAACCCAGAAACAUUGGGGGAGACCUCUGUGUAUUCUGGCGGGAUGUUUCCCAGGCGGCUUGGGAACAAUAAGGGAAUGACUCUUCUCAUCGGGGAUUUUAAUGACAUUCUGUGUAAUGAUGAGAAAGAGGGGGGCAACUACAGACCGAUGUCUAGUAUGCAAGACUUUAGAGAGUUUGUGGCUCAAAAUGAGCUCAUGGACUUGGGUUUUGUUGGCUAUCCGUUUACGUGGCGGAACAACCAAGAGGCGAAGCCUAUUCAGCAGCGCCUGGACAGGGGUUUGGCUACAAUGGGUUGGCAGGACCUUUACCCUGAGAACACAAUCAGGCACGUGGUUCUGGAAGGGUCGGAUCAUGCUCUGCUAUUUUUGUCCACGGAGAAAGAGGACGAAGCAGUGAUCUUCUCAAUUGCUACCUCUUAUUUCGCGGAGUUAUUUAAGUCGAGCAGGCCUGGGCAAAUCGAUGAGCUUAGGGAAUGCCUGGCACCACGUGUGUCUGCUGCGGACAACCUUGCCUUAACGGCAGCGGUGUCUGAGGAGGAAAUCAAAAUGGCUGUCUUCCAAAUCCCUCCAAUUAGGGCCCCGGGUCCGGACGGGUACUCUGGAUGCUUUUACCAGGAUCAUUGGGAUACAGUGGGCAAGGAUGUGAUCAAGAUAGUCAAAGCCUUCUGGCAUUCUGGUACUAUUAUGAGGAAACUGAAUCAUAUUAACCUUGUGCUUAUUCCUAAGGUUAAGUGCCCGAAGAACAUGACGCAAUACCGGCCUAUUGCACUAUGCAAUGUAAUCUACAAAGUCAUUGCCAAGGUUCUCACUAACCGGCUAAAGAUGGUGAUGCCAAAGGUGAUUUGUGGCAACCAAUCUGCCUUUGUGGCGGGGAAACAAAUUCAGGACAACAUUUUGGUGGUGCACGAGCUUAUACACUCACUACUUCAUAAAAAAAAAGGUGAUCAGACUGGCAUGGAUAUUAAGCUCGACAUGGCUAAGGCGUACGACCGCGUGAAGUGGGUGUUCCUCUUAUCCAUGAUGGCGAAACUGGGGUUCGCUCCUCUAUUUUGCAACUGGAUUAAGGAGUGUAUUUCCACUGCCUCUUUCAGCAUCCUAGUAAACGGGAACCCGACUGGGCUUGUCCUGUCGGAGCGAAGGCUGCGACAAGGAGACCCCCUAUCUCCCUAUCUCUUCCUGCUCUGUACGGAAGGUCUUUCUAUGCUCAUUAGGAGAGGGAUGGAGCGGGGUGCCCUCCACGGGUUAUGUGUGUCGGCUAAUGGGACCCCGAUCUCGCAUCUGUUUUUUGCGGAUGACUCGGUGUUAUUCGGUCAUGCAAGUGUGGAGGAGGCGAGAGGCAUCGUUGAGGUGUUACGGACAUACGCCCGUGGCUCGGGCCAAGCUGUUAAUCUGUCCAAAAGCUUGAUUUUCUUCGGCUGGAAGACCUCGAACAGGGUGAGGAGAAAGAUUGGCCGGACCAUGGGAAUCCAAUGCAAGACUGGGUUUGGUAGGUAUCUUGGGCUGCAAUCUGAUUUUGGCCACUCUAAAAGAGUGGUUUUUGAAGAGGUGCGGGACAGACUUGAAUCUCGGCUAACAGGUUGGGCUGAGCAAUUUCUAUGUCAAGCAGGAAAGGAAGUCCUUGUCAAGGCAGUGGCCAUGGCGAUGCCAAACUAUGCCAUGAGCUGUUUUAAACUACCCAUUGGGUGUUUUAAUCUGGCGUUCCCCGCCAAGAUUGGGUGGCGGCUGAUCCAGAAUCCGGGGUCUUUGCUCGCUAUUGUUCUGAAGGAAAAAUACUAUCCUGGGAAGAGUUUUACUGAGGCGGGAAAGGGGUCCAGCUCUUGGAAAAGUGAACUGAUUUUGGCAAGCUUUCACCGGGACGAUGUGGGACCGAUCUUAAGCAUCCCCUUAAGCAAGACUGGGUGCCGGGACCGGAUGGUGUGGCAUUACAACGCGAAUAGGGUUUACUCGGUUCGAUCGGGGUAUGGAGUGGCUAUGAACCUUAUGGAAAAUGGUGCUUUGGGGAAGAAAGGCCGAGGGUCUGCUAGCGACAAGCCAAAAAAUUGCUAUGCUUGGAACUUGAUCUGGAAGUUGAAGGGGAGAGACAACGCGGAGGAGAUCAUGCAGGAGUUUGCCUUUGGAUUAUGGAGACUGUGGAAAAACAGAAAUGAGGUGGUUUUUAAUGGGGUGUACCAGCAGCCCUUGGAGCUUUUGGAGGCCUGGAGCAGGAACAUCUCUGAAUUCAGAGACGCUACGCUCAGUGAGACUGCGGGCAAACAACCUCGGUGUCGACCGAUGAUCGCUUCUUUGGACCGGGGGGUUUGUAGAUGGGAGAAGCCGGCGUUCGGGGUCCUCAAGGUCAACACUGACGCCUCGUGGUGCAAGACCACCCUCCGCACGGGGGUGGGCUGGGUCUGCCGCGACUUUGCUGGAUUACUUCAUGGUGCAGGGGGAUCAGGAGUUGAGCUGUGUCACUCCGCGGCUGUUGGGGAAGCUGCUGCAAUUAGGACCGCCCUCAUGGCUUGCAUUGACUAUGGGUAUGAUAAUGUUGUUAUUGAAUCUGAUGCCAAAGUGAUUAUUCAGAUGAUUAGGCAUGAACUGGAUCAUGAUUUCAGUCUUGAAUGUAUUCUUGGUGAUAUUGAGGUUCUAGCGUGUAGGUUGAGGUCAGUUUCGUUCUCUUACGUGCCUAGGGAGAGCAAUGUUGCUGCUCACUCGGUUGCUAAGUUUGUUUUCAAUAAGGGUCGUGAAUUUGGGUGGGACUGUAUUGGGCCUGAAUUUUUGUUUAAUAUCCUAGCCCAGGAUGUAAACCUUUCUAUUCGUAUCUAA